AUGGCGCGGCCAUGGAGGCACGUUGUAGGGGCUGCAAGGUGCUGCUCGAGUUCGGCAGGCUCGCAAGGCCUCGGCGUGAAAGAUGCGGGUGUCGUCUUCGCGAGCCUCUCCAAGAGCAUCUACCGGGGCUUCAAGUUUGACCGCAUGUUCCCCAGCGACGACUUGGACCCGCAGGCGGUGAAGGAGUUGGAGCAGCUGGCCUUGAUGAGCCUCAAGACGCAAGACGCCCCUCGCCAGGUCAUGGAGAAAAUCGUGCGGCUGCUGCGGGACUUCGGGCAAAAGAAAGAUCUCCAACGCUACGGGCGGUACCUGCUGAAGCGCCAACGCUCGAGGACCUCCACGGAGGUGCCUCAGGUCUUGCCCUCCGAAUUCCUGCCGGAGAGUGAUCAUGACAAUGGGCCUCUUGCGCAGAUGCGGAAGAACCCCGCCUUCAAAGACCUCUUCGAUCACGCGGGCGUGAGGAACCUGAAUGACUCGACGAUGCGACGUUUGGCCAUCGCUCACAAGGAGGACCGCCGGCACGUGCUGUACCAGAUGUUUUGGUCCCCCGAGGCGGCAUUGACCUAUUUGGCCCACAGGUAUCCGGCGACCUGGGCGGUGAACUUCCGAGUCCUCUUCGAGCUGGCGCGGCGCGCCCCGGACUUUCAGCCCAAGCGGGUCAUGGACUACGGCGCCGGGCCCUGCCCCUCUCUGGCGGCGGUGCAGGAGAUUUGGCCCAAUGUCAUGGAGUAUGUGACGGCAGUAGAGCCCUCCGAGCACAUGACGCAGCUGGGGAAGUACUUGAUGACGGACUUGGAGAUGCCACCCAUCCACUGGCAACGAAGCCUCUACGAUUCCACUGAUGAGGGUUUAGACCUGAUCCUGCUGAGCUAUGUGCAGAUGGAGGUGAAGGGCCAGGACUCCCGGGACGCCCUCAUCAAGCGCCUGUGGUCUCGGCUUCGUCCGGGCGGCGUGCUGGUGCUCAUCGAGCCGGGGACUCCCACGGGCUUCCGCUUCAUGCACCACACCCGGGAGAUGCUGAUCUCACGCGUUGGUCCAGAGAACUUUCACUUCGUGGCGCCCUGCCCUCACGAGGGCAUGUGCCCCCUGGCCCUCACGGGACGUGACUGGUGCCAUUUUGCGCAGAGGGUGCGGCGCACGCCGCACCGGGUGUACUGCAAGGGCUCCAAGAAGCGCUUCAUGGAGGAGGAGAAGUUCAGCUUCCUCUGCAUCCGGCGCGCCCCGGGGCCAAGGUCCAAGUACCGCUGUGAGGAGCACGCGCCGACGCCGCAGGAAAAGACCUACUUUUGGCCGAGGAUUAUGUUCCCGGUCAUCAAGGCAGGCGGCCACACCAUGAUCGACGUGUGCUCUGCCCCGCAGAACUUCGAGCGACUCUCGGUGUCCCGAAGCAGACCCCACUCCUUUGGCUACCGCUGGUCCCGCCAGGCCAUGUGGGGCGACCUGUGGCGCUUCCCCAAGCGCAUAGCGAGACCGGAGGCGCGGGCCUACAUCCCGGAGAAGACCCGGGAGCACCUGGACCGCCUGGCCAAGCGCGCCUGGAAGGCCCUGAAGUGGCAGACCCAGGAGCCCGGCUUCGAGGCGGAGAAGGACAUCACCAACCCGCCAAUGUACCUUUCAGACUUGGUGCGGCAAUACACGGUGACGCCUGCCUGGAUGCCGGUCAGUACUGGCAUGCCAACCUUGAGCUGGAGCCCUUGGAGUUGGCAAAUUCAUGGUUUCAACUCUGGUGACAAGCCGGAGCAGUCUUUGCUGACUGGCUCCUCGCGCUCGAGUGCACGGACGGGGACGUCAGGAGGUCGAUCUUCGGUUGCACGCUCUGCAGGCUGGCUCCCGGGCCUGCCGCAGGGGUGCGAGGACGAUUUCGAGUGCAACGACGGCAAGGCCAACUUCCCGCUGCAAUGCUGCGAGAUGCCGCUUCUGGGCAAGUUUUGCUGCGAGCCGCCAGACGACUUCGCCAACGCCAAGGGUGUGCCAGAGAUGCCCGCAUGGGUGCCACUGCCCGUUCCUGUCGAGGAAAUGGAGUAA
Messenger RNA from Effrenium voratum, 2025 nucleotides. Lineage: Eukaryota; Dinophyceae; Suessiales; Symbiodiniaceae. The record is from the annotation of a GenBank genome assembly.